UUCUUUAUUGCUUCCUCCUUUGUUUGAUGGAUUGGCAGCAAGGUGAGAAGAGCGCCUUCUGUAUUUCUGUCUUUCGAUCUUUUGACCCCGCCCGCCCCCAACCAACCCUCGCAGCUGGCGGCAGCGCGUGACCGACGAGCCUCCGCCGCGCGCCAGGGUUCUCCAGCCUCUCUGUCUCGUCUCCGGCCCCCGCGCCCGCCGCGCGCCCCGCUCUAAAGUAAACACCGAGGAGCGGCGGCGGCCCGACGGGUGCAGCGCCGCCGCCCGCUCCCUGCCUGAGUGCGGCGGGCGCGGGUCUGCGCCAUGGCCGAGGAUGUGCCAGCCUCCCCGUCGGGCGGCGUGGGCACCCGGGGCGUGCACGGCGGCAUCAUCCAGUGGUUGGUUGACAAUUUCUGUAUUUGUGAAGGGUACAGUGUACCUCGUUGCCUGAUGUAUGAGAUUUAUGUGGAGACCUGUGGUCACAAUGCUCAGACCCAAGUCAAUCCAGCCACAUUUGGGAAGCUUGUGCGUUUGGUUUUUCCUGAUCUUGGUACCCGGAGGCUAGGCACGAGAGGAAGUGCCAGGUAUCAUUAUGAUGGAAUCUGUAUCAAGAGAAGUUCUUUCUUCUAUGCCCAGUAUUGCUACCUUCUGGGUGAAAAAAGGGAUCACAGUGGAGAUAUCAUUGCCUUUGAAAAAUCUACUAACUAUAACAGCAUUAUCCAACAAGAAGGAACAUGUGAAAAUCGUUCACCGAUAAAGACAGACCCCAUUGGAUCCCCUUUGUCUGAAUUCAGGAGAUGUCCAUUCUGGGAGCAAGAACUGGCAAAUAAGUACUCCUACAAAAUGAUGGCCUUUCUUGCUGAUGAAUACUACAACUAUUGCCAAGAGAUUUUACAAAACGUGAGGAACCAAGAACUUGAGAGGGUGGAGGACUUGCUCACUUCUUUCUGGAAAUCUCUGCAGCAAGACACAGUCAUGCUUAUGUCAUUGCCCAAUGUGUGCCAGCUCUUUAAAUGCUACGAUGUGCAGCUGUACAAGGGAAUUGAGGACGUUCUCCUUCAUGACUUUUUGGAAGAUGUUUCUAUUCAGUACCUGAAAUCUGUCCGGUUAUUUAGUAAGAAAUUUAAGCUGUGGCUACUUAAUGCUUUGGAAGGGUUUCCCGCCCUCGUGCAGAUCUCUAAACUCAAAGAAGUUACUGUGUUUGUCAAAAGACUAAGAAGAAAGACAUACCUUUCCAACAUGGCGAAGACUAUGAGAAUGGUAUUGAAAAACAACAAGAGGGUCAAUGUUUUGAAGUCGGAUCUACAUGCCAUCAUCAAUCAAGGUGCUUUGGACACUUCUAAGAAAGCCCCGCCGAGUAACCCGUGCAGCACGGCUGACCUGGAGACGCACACGGAGAUGCAAUGUUUAAGCAGUUUGAUUUCUUUGCUGGGGACAUCCACAGACCUCAGUGUAUUCCUGAAUUGUCUGUCUUCAAAUCUUCAAGCAUUUGUCUUCCAGCCAAGCAGAAACAAAGAAGAGUUUAUCAAAUUGGCCGCCAGCUUCCAGCUGAGAUGGAAUUUCCUUCUUACCACUGUGAGCAAAGCCAUGACCCUCUGCCACAGAGAUAGUUUUGGCUCCUGGCAUCUGUUUCAUUUGCUGCUUCUGGAAUAUGUGAUUCAUAUACUUCAGUCAUGCAUAGAAGAGGAAGAGGAUGACGAUGAUGUGGAAAAUCUCAAGGAAAUGCUACCAGAUGACCAGUCUCUUGUCCAGCCAGACCAGGCAACCUUCCACCCUCCAGAUUCUUCACCAGCCCUGGCGUAUGACAGCCCACAUAUGGAUCCACAUCGGGUGAUGCUGAAACACAUAGGCCAGAGCCGAUGUCCUGUGGGUGUGAACAGUGUGUUUCUCAGGGUCCUGGGCUUCCUGGUGGACACUGACACGGGUGAUAAGCUCAUCCAGAUAUUGUUGGAGGACAAGGCCACUGAAAGCACCUUCAAACUCAGCCUUCCUGUGGGACAAGAGGCCCUGGUAACUCUAAAAGAUGGACAAAAAUUUGUAAUUCAUGUAUCAGAUGUACCCCAAAGCUCUGAAAAUAUUUUUUUCAGGGAAAGCAACGCUAAUAUAUAAGAUCAUUUCUUAGAAUAGGACAUGAGAAAACAUAGAUUUUCACUCUUAAAAAUAUAUUAAGUGCUAAAGCUUUUGUAUUGAUGAGAAAGAAGAUUUUAUGUACAUAAUAGAGGUAGCAUUGUCUAUUUUGGGUUUAUAUGUAUUUCAAGCAGUUAGUUUAGGUGAAUCAUAUAAACUGAUUUGGAGAAUA
Molecule: messenger RNA, 2278 nt
Organism: Panthera uncia (snow leopard)
Lineage: Eukaryota; Metazoa; Chordata; Mammalia; Carnivora; Felidae
Gene: RFX8
Product: regulatory factor X8
Exons: 15
Coding region: 304-2088 (594 amino acids)
Biological process (GO): regulation of transcription by RNA polymerase II
Molecular function (GO): RNA polymerase II cis-regulatory region sequence-specific DNA binding; DNA-binding transcription factor activity, RNA polymerase II-specific
Source: RefSeq, a predicted model, not a curated record